GUCCUAUCCAUUCAUACACAACAAGAUUGUUCUUGCAUUGAGCUACGAACAAGCCUGAUACUCAUCCAGGCCGCUCAUAGAGCUCAUCUCUUCGCGCAUUCUUUCACCCUUCCCCCAACAACAUGAGCGUCCGCGUCGUCGCUCGAAUCCGGCCUUUGCUGAAGCUCGAGAUCGAAAAAGAUGUAAUUGUCACCGCCGAAAGCGUCGGCAAUGAGAAGCCAGCCAGUCCCACGGUGGUCCGAAUACCAAACCCUAAGAAUGGUGCAGAGAGCUUUUCGUUCCAGUUCAACAGUGUCUACGAACAACACGCGACGCAACAGGACCUUUUUGACCACGAAAUCGCCCCGACCGUGAAGCAUUUGUUCAAUGGCUUCGAUACUACGAUAUUUGCGUAUGGUGUUACGGGCACGGGCAAGACACAUACGAUGCGCGGAGGAAAAUCUCUGGCCGAACGAGGCGUCAUCCCGCGACUGCUUAGCAAGAUAUAUAGGGAACAGCGAAAGAUUGAAAAGAGUACGGCAGGGGCCACAGAGAUUGAAGUCGCGAUGAGCUACUACGAAAUAUACAACGAUAAGGUCUUUGACCUAUUCGAGCCGCCAGAAAAGCGAACACCAGCAGGCCUGCCAAUACGGGACAACAAUGGCAAAACAGUCGUCGUGGGCCUGACCGAGAGGCCGUGCACGACACUGAAAGAGUUUGAACAGCUGUAUGACCAGGCCAAUGUGAACCGGUCCACUUCUGCUACCAAGCUGAAUGCGCACUCUUCGAGAUCUCACGCGGUCCUCUGUGUGAAAAUUACUCAGACGACAGAAACGAGCGUUCGUGUGAGUCGGGCGUCAGCCAUCGACCUGGCAGGUUCAGAAGACAAUCGCCGUACGGACAACAACAAAGAGCGCCUCGUCGAGUCUUCCAGCAUAAACAAGUCACUUUUCGUGCUUGCUCAAUGUGUUGAGGCAAUAAGCAAGAAACAAACCAGGAUACCUUACAGAGAAUCCAAGAUGACUCGCAUACUCUCAUUAGGGCAGAAUAAUGGCCUGACUAUCAUGAUCCUUAAUCUGGCGCCCGUGAAAGGUUACCACCUGGAUACCCUGAGCUCGUUGAAUUUUGCAAAUCGGACGAAGAAGAUCGAGGUAUGCGAGGUCGAGAACGAGCCGGUGUUCCGGUCAGACACGAAGUCUUCUACCACGACCUCGAGUAUAGCUGGAAAAAACAUACAAAGACAGCCGCUUCGGGCUCUGGCGACGGCGCACAACAUAGGCAUCAACAAAGUUCCAAAGUCCGACAAACCGGUGAAGGAAUUCUCAGUCUAUUCAGAUUCAAGAAAGCUGCCUCGAGCAUCUGCCAAUGCACCCACUGGCACUACACGCCGCUCGAAUGAGACCCAAAAACGGCCUGCCGAGCAGUCAAUACAAAGCCGCCCCUCGAAAGCGAUACGCCCGGCUGUCUUCCGAUCGCAUCCUUCGGAGCCAGUCCUCUCAGCGGCUGCCAUAGAAGCCAUGAUAGACGCUAAGCUGUCGGAGAAGUUCGCGGAGAGGGCCAUCUCGGAUGUGAAUUCUGCGUUACCCGCGCUGCCUCCUGAGCUCCAGCAGCGAUUGCUUGACUUGGAACGACGGGUGGAAGCGUCCACGGACAAGAGCAAGGAAGAGGGGCUCCACUUUCUCAUGAUGGCAAAACAACACCAAGCCAGAGGCGAGGAUACGAGUGCGCUGAAGAUGUAUCGACUGGCUGUGCCGUACUUCCCAGAUAACGAGAAGCUGGAAAGGAAGAUCGCCGCCUUGGACGAAAAGAUCCGCGAAGCGAAGCUUCAACAGGGACAGAUUACCAAAGAGGACCAGUAUUCAGAAGAGAACCCGCACAUCCAAAACGGGAGGACGAAUGGGAACUCAUUCCAACAUCAAGCUCCGGCAUUCACAUCUACAUCCACCGACUCCUACGACCCGACCCCGUCAUUCCAAGCCCCAGCCGCGCGAGCCAGUCUCAACGCCCCAGCAAAACGCUCUCUCUCAAGGACGACGAAACCCAAAUCCCGCAUCAGCGAGGAAGCCAGAAAGCAGCCCCAAGACGACCCAGACACGUCCGAAUUCAUCCCCAACGCCGACCUCGACGACGCCGACGAGAACGACAACGACAACGACGACGCAUACACCUCCGACUCAAGCAUCCAGUUCAAAAAACGCAAAACAUCAUACACCACCAAACCCAAACAGAAACGCGCUCCCAAAGUCGCCAUCUUCCGCGACUCGAUCUCGGCAUCCAGUUCAGACCCCCUCCACCGCGAAACCCAAACCUGCACGACUAUUACCAUACCCCAAGCAUCAGAACAAGCACAAGCACAACCACCACCAACCCCCCGCACAACCUCCCUCCUCAGCAUCAUCAACUCAAGAGACAUCAAACAGAUCCGUGCGCUCCGCGGCGUGGGCGCGAAGCGCGCAGAGACGAUUGUGAAUAAUCUCGUCGAGAUGGGCGGUGCGGAUGUGCUUGAUCUGGCGGCGCUGGCGGCG
Molecule: messenger RNA, 2504 nt
Organism: Pseudovirgaria hyperparasitica
Lineage: Eukaryota; Fungi; Ascomycota; Dothideomycetes; Acrospermales; Acrospermaceae
Product: kinesin-domain-containing protein
Exons: 1
Biological process (GO): microtubule-based movement; mitotic spindle organization
Molecular function (GO): microtubule motor activity; ATP binding; microtubule binding
Source: RefSeq, a predicted model, not a curated record